Messenger RNA from Corvus hawaiiensis (hawaiian crow), 1688 nucleotides. RefSeq lists its product as uncharacterized. Bases 1 to 801 code for a protein of 266 amino acids. The record is from RefSeq and is a predicted model, not a curated record. The transcript is spliced from 3 exons. NCBI's taxonomy places the organism in Eukaryota, Metazoa, Chordata, Aves, Passeriformes, Corvidae.
AUGCUGCGAAGGGGAAGCAAGGGGAGCGGACCGGCUCUGCCCCAUCCCAUCGCACCCCACUCCAUCCCAUCCCGUCCCCUCCCCGGCCUUCCCGCCGCGCAGAGCCCGCACUCACCGCGCCCAGUCCCGGCGCUGCCGGCAGAGAUCACAACGGUACCGGCGACGCGCGGCCCCGCUGGGGGCUUGUUACGGUUUCGAGGCUCACGGAACAGGCCGCGGGGCAGGCGGACCUACGGGCGCACGGCAAAAGCUACUCCAGGAACCUCAGCCCCGACCCCUGGGCACAGCCUCCCGGGCAGGCUCCAGCUGGAAGCAGCAAGGCCGCCAGCCCGGAUCUUUCAGGCUGGAACAGAGGCUGACAAGUCUCACAUUUUCCAGGUGCAGUUUCACAGUACCUCUAACAAGUCGGAGCUUCCAUCUCUCUGCUGCAGACUGAAUGUCCUUGCUCCCACAUGGAUUUCAGGUGCUUCAGGUUGUGCACUUCUGCUGAGUGUAACUCUCCCUUGCCUCCUCCUUUAUGCCCUACCUGCUGGAGAUCUCACCAAGCCAUGGGACUGCCUCAUCAACCUCUUCUUAGCCCUGGACAAGCUGGCCCUGUGUGCCACAGGAAGAAGCUCUGUGGGGAACCCCAAUGCCUGCACUUUUUCUUGUCUGCUCCUGUCCCCAGGCCAGGCACCACUGACUGACAUCCAGGCCUCAGUGGUGUUGUUGGGGAUGCUCCACAAAAUACUUUAUCUGUUUCAGAAGGAUGAACAUCUAGGUCAAACUAAUAAUUUCAGCAAAGUUGGAAACAAAUUUUGAUUAAUUAUGAUUAAGGAAAAAAUAUAACCUGCCAGGUUAUCAUUAGAAUAAUGAGUCCAAAAAUUAUACUUACUACAGACAGGGUGUCCAGGUAAAGAGUCAAAUACGACUUGUUUUGUUUGUGGAGGAUUUAGAAAGAGGACCAUGGGAAACCUUUCCUGCAGCUACAGGUAUGCAAAUGCCUGCCUGAUUUUCAUAGGAUUUACUGAUGUAGAAUAUGCUCUUUUGUUUGUCAUAAGAUACAUUUUCAUUUAAACCAGUUCUUUGAAAGACUCCAAACAUUCUGUUUUGAAAGCAAAGCAGAAACAGAUUUACUUGCUCUUUAUAAAUAAAGCUAUGGUUAACUAGUAAUUCCCUGAGGAUGUAUGAUACUUCCAAAGGCUUUAAAACAGGAAGUUAAGACAAGGAAGUCUAUGGUCAGGAAGCCGACAUUCACUACAAGAUGUGUAAAAUGUCUUUGCAAACUUUGAGAGGAGUCUUCAAACAAAAAUUAAAAUGAUCCUUGUAUAACAAAAUGUCACAGUAUCCUCAAAACCAAAUCUGACUGAAAGGAUUCUCGUUGUCUCUCGUGUUGCAACUCCUUUGUAUCAUUCCAGUAAGAAACACCCACCGAAGAUCUCUGUGGGAUGUGAUGAGUGUAACAGCACUUCCCAGACAGUGAAGUCAUUCUGUACUGACGCUGAUUUUCAGCCUUAUCACAGAGGUCAAAAGAAGAGAAAGGAAUCUUGAGGAGAGGCUGAAGCCAAGGCCUAGAAGGUUUCUGUUUUUCACCCACAAUUCAGUGCAAGCUUGAAAAGAGUAAAGAGCUUCUCACCUUGUUCCUGAUAUCAGGAAAGGGAUUGCAUAAUCUUAGCACUUCUAAUCUAAGUAAUAAAUCAAUAUCUGGA